Acanthochromis polyacanthus (spiny chromis) is the source of this 3651-nucleotide messenger RNA. Its product is annotated as NLR family CARD domain-containing protein 3-like. Gene Ontology annotation, molecular function: protein binding. The transcript has 12 exons. Bases 675 to 3485 code for a protein of 936 amino acids. The record is from RefSeq and is a predicted model, not a curated record. NCBI's taxonomy places the organism in Eukaryota, Metazoa, Chordata, Actinopteri, Pomacentridae.
AGGAUGGAAACAAUGAAAUAUCAGAUCAGGAGCUGUAGUUUGAUCAGCAGGAGCCAGUUGAUGGUUGGACAGAGUGUCAUUUUUCUACACAGCAUCAGAGUGAAGUUGUUGGAUUUUCUUCCCAAUAAAAGUGGUUGAGAUGAUGAUGUGAUCAGCUCCUUCAUCAACAUGUGAAUGUGUAGAAAUAAAGGCCAGAGUGAGGCUGUGGUCAGAGAGGAGGAGCUUUCUUAGUCCUCAGCUGUUUCCAGGAAGCUGCUGCAGCUUCAUCAUGUCUCAUAUUAACGUCAUCUAAAGGUGCAGCAGCUGAUCUUUGCUCUUUGUGUCUCAGAGUGACGGCAGCCUGCAGACACAGAGGAGGAUUUUCUCUCAGACCUGGUCCACACAGCAGAGAGCUGCAGAGGAAGAAGCUGAGUGUUUCAGAGUGACGGCAGCCUGCAGACUCAGAGGACCGGUGACGGAGAAGCAGCCCAGGAUUUUCUCUGUUUCUGCUCAAACCCAGACAGCAGAGAUCUGGACUGGUGGGAAGAAGCUGAGUGGAGUCCUGACUGGUUCCAGGAAACAGAUCACCUGUCUGAGCGUCCAGGAGUGGACUGGAAACUUUCUUCUUCUUCUUCAGCGCUUUGAAUAAAGUGUGAAGGUAGAAAGUGUGUGUGAGCUGCUGUGAGUUGAGCAUCAUGGAUGAGUGUGAGGACAGAGAGGAGGGAGUCCCUCCCUCUAAAAGCUCUCUGUGUGGGGAACAGGAGAACCAGAGCAAAGCUCAGAGGAAUCCACCUGGACCAGGACCUGGAUCUGGACCUGGACCUGGAUCUGCAUCCAGCUGUGUGUCCUUCAAGAGUGACCGGUCUAAGGGUAAUCCUAUUAAUUUUAAAGGAGAACCAGUUCCUGCUGCAGAGAGAGUGGAGCAGCAGAACUCAGAGGUUCCCAGAGCUCAGUCUGUCCAGCAGCAUCACCUGGACUCCAUAUUCAUGCUGCUGGAGGACAACAUGGUGACUUUUGUGAAGAAGGAGCUGAAGAAGAUGCAGAAGCUUGUGAGUCCAGAUUACCCAGAAUGCUCCUCAGAGAGUCAGAGGGAGAAUGAGGAGGAGUUGGAGGGUGAUGAUGAAGAUGAGAGGAGCAGCAGAGAGAUGUUUGAGCAGAUCACAGUGUUGUUCCUGAGGAGGAUGAAGCAGGAGAAGCUGGCUGACUGUCUGCAGAGCAAACUUGCUGCUGCAGUUUGUGGACGUGAACUUAAAUGUGGUCUGAAGAAGAAGUUCCAGAGAGUGUUUGAGGGCAUCGCUAAAGCAGGACAGAAGACCCUCCUGAAUGAGAUCUACACAGAGCUGUACAUCACAGAGGGAGGGACUGCAGAGGUCAAUGAUGAACAUGAGGUCAGACAGAUUGAAGCAGCAUCCAGGAAAGCAGACAGAGCAGAAAGAAGCAUCAGAGCAGAAGACAUCCUUAAAGGCUCACCUGGAAGAGAUGGACCAAUCAGAACAGUGAUGACAAAGGGAGUGGCUGGCAUCGGGAAAACAGUGUUAACACAGAAGGUGACUCUGGACUGGGCUGAAGGCAAAAGCAACCAGGACAUCCACUUCAUGUUUCCAUUGACUUUCAGAGAGCUGAAUGUGGUGAAAGAGAGAAAGUUCAGCUUGAUGGAACUUGUUCAUCACUUCUUCAGUGAAACCAAAGCAGCAGGAAUCUGCAGCUUUGAAUACUUCCAGGUUGUGUUGAUCUUUGACGGUCUGGAUGAGUGUCGCCUUCCUCUGGACUUCCACAACAAUGAGGUCCUGACUGAUGUUAGAGAGUCCACCUCAGUGGAUGUGCUGCUGACAAACCUGAUCAGGGGGAAGCUGCUUCCCUCUGCUCGCCUCUGGAUAACCACACGACCUGCAGCAGCCAAUCAGAUCCCUCCUGACUGUGUGGACAUGGUGACGGAGGUCAGAGGGUUCACCGACCCACAGAAGGAGGAGUACUUCAGGAAGAGAUUCAAAGAUGAGAAGAAGGCCAGCAGCAUCAUCUCCCACAUGAAGAAGUCACGAAGCCUCCACAUCAUGUGCCACAUCCCAGUGUUCUGCUGGAUCACUGCUACAGUUCUGGAGGAGCUGCUGAGAAGCAGAGAGGGAGGAGAUCUGCCCAGAACCCUGACUGAGAUGUUCAUCCACCACCUGGUGGUUCAGGCCAAAGUCAAGAAGAUCAAGUAUGAAGGAGGAGCUGAGACAGAUCCACACUGGAGUCCAGACAGCAGGAAGAUGAUUGAGUCUCUGGGAAAACUGGCUUUUGAUCAGCUGCAGAGAGGAAACCUGAUCUUCUAUGAGUCUGACCUGACAGAGUGUGGCAUCGAUGUGGAAGCAGCCUCAGUGUACUCAGGAGUGUUCACACAGAUCUUUAAAGAGGAGAGUGGACUGUACCAGGACAAGGUGUUCUGCUUCGUCCAUCUGAGCGUUCAUGAGUUUCUGGCUGCUCUUUAUGUCCAUCAGACCUUCAUCGACUCUGGAAUCAACCUCCUGGAAGAACAACAACAAAUAACUUCCAACAAACCUGAUCCAACAGUUUUCUACCAGAGAGCUGUGGACGAGGCCUUACAGAGUCCAAACGGACACCUGGACUUGUUCCUGCGCUUCCUCCUGGGUCUAUCACUGCCGACCAAUCAGAAUCUCCUACCAGGCCUGCUGACACAGACAGGAAGUAGCUCACAGACCAAUCAGAAAACAGUGGAGUACAUCAAGGAGAAGAUCAGUGAGAAUGUGUCUGCAGAGAGAAGCAUCAAUCUGUUCCACUGUCUGAAUGAACUGAAGGAUGUUUCUCUAGUGGAGGAGAUCCAACAGUCCCUGAGAUCAGGACGUCUGUCCACAGAUAAACUGUCUCCUGCUCAGUGGUCAGCUCUGGGCUUCAUCUUACUGUCAUCAGAAGAACAUCUGGACGUGUUUGACCUGAAGAAAUACUCUGCUUCAGAGGAGGUUCUUCUGAGGCUGCUGCCAGUGGUCAAAGCCUCCAAGAAAGUUGUACUUAAUAACUGUAAUCUGUCAGAGAGAAGCUGUGGAGCUCUGUCCUCAGUCCUCAGCUCCCAGUCCUCCAGUGUGACAGAGCUGGACCUGAGUAACAACAACCUGAAGGAUUCAGGAGUGGAGAGUCUUUCUGCUGGACUGGAGAGUCCACACUGUAAACUGGAAGCUCUCAGGCUGUCAGGCUGUCUGGUCACAGAGGAAGGCUGUGCUUCUCUGGCCUCAGCUCUGAGCUUGAAGACCUCAAAUCUGAGAGAGCUGGACCUGAGCUACAACCAUCCAGGAGACUCAGGAGAGAAGAUGCUGAGAGCUAAAGUGGAGGAUCCACACUGUAGACUGGAAACUCUCAGGGUGACGCCUGCUGGAGUCCGAUGGUUGACACCAGGUCUGAGGAAGUAUUCCUGUCAACUCACAGUCGACACAAACACAGUAAACGGAAACCUCAAACUGUCUGACAACAACAGGAAGGUGACACAUGUGGAGAGGGGAUCAGAGGUAUCCUGAUCAUCCAGACAGGUUUGAGUGGUUUCCUCAGCUGCUGUGUAGAACUGGUCUGACUGGUCGCUGUUACUGGGAGGUGGAGUGGAGAGGAAGGGUUGAUAUAUCAGUGAGUUACAGAGGAAUCAGAAGGAAAGGAGACAGUUAUGACUGUCUGUUUGGAGGUAAUGAU